Messenger RNA from Aspergillus tanneri, 1578 nucleotides. RefSeq lists its product as uncharacterized. The coding region runs from base 1 to 1578 and encodes 525 amino acids. The transcript is spliced from 3 exons. The record is from RefSeq and is a predicted model, not a curated record. Gene Ontology annotation, molecular function: transmembrane transporter activity. Gene Ontology annotation, biological process: transmembrane transport. Lineage: Eukaryota; Fungi; Ascomycota; Eurotiomycetes; Eurotiales; Aspergillaceae.
AUGUCUGCUGCUGAACCGCUGGAAAAGGUGCCCUCGAUGGAGGUGCGCAGGACAGGGACGAGCGAUGGCUCGGAACAUUCCAAGAAAAAUGACAAUGGAAUUGUUCUCAUCCCUCAGCCGAGUGAUGAUCCUGAGGAUCCCCUCAACUGGCCCCUAUGGAAGAAACUGCUCAUCUUCGCCGCCAUCUGUCUGGCGGGGUUUGCCGGCCAGAUGUCGCCCAAUUCCAACCAGCUCACCUUCGUAUACCAAGUGCCAGCAUACCACAAGACAGUCAAGGAUCUGCUCAACACGGUAGCUGCGGGUCUGGCGGGAUGGGUCGCGGGACCAUUCUUUAUGAUUCCCCUGGUGGCCGUGAUCGGACGCAGCUCGGUGGUGCUGUGGAGUUUGGUGGCCGUCUUCGCCUGUCAGAUCUGGGCGGCCGAGAUGACGGGUCCCAAUGACUAUAUCUCCUUCACGAUAUCGCGGCUGUUCUGCGGCAUGUUUGGUGGUGUCCCGGCUAUCCUGGGUAGCGGGUACAUUAUGGACAUGUUCUUCCUGCACCAACGAGGCAAGGCGUUUGCGAUCUUCGAGGUGUUGAUCAUCUUCGCUGUCGUCGGUGGUGGCACACUGGGUGGCUUCAUCGCCGAGCACAAGCCGUGGAACUAUGUCUUCUGGUGGACGUUGGGACCUGUGGGCGCGGCUAUUGUCGCCGUCUUCUGCGUCGUUGAGGAUACUACUUACUCCCGCGAUGGAUCGAUGCCUCAACGGGCGCCUCUGCCUAAGAGCUGGCUGGCAAACCGCAUUGCGACUUUCCUACCGGGUUUGAAAACAACCCCCCCCAAUAAGGGCCAGGAUUUUGUCCGUCGAGCCAUCGUGCCCUUCCAAGUGACCUUUGCACCCAUCACACUGCUCACGGGGACGUAUAUCUUCAUCGCACUUGGCCUCCCGAUUAUGCAGGCGUCAACGCUAGCAACGUUCCUGCAGCCACCGGAGGAAGCAGGCGGCUACGGGUUCUCGUCGCUACAGAUGGCGUUCUUCACGAUGACAGCGUGGGUGGGGAUCAUCGGGGCGCAGGUGUUCGGGUUCUUCUUCAACGACAAGAUCCCACUGUGGCUGGCAAAACGCCGCGGCGGCACUUGGCACACGGAGUACCGACUGGCGAACACAAUCCUGCCAAGCGUGAUCCUGCCGAUCGGGCUGGGGAUCUACGGGGCGGGACUGGAGUAUCAUCUGCACUUCAUGGUGCUGGCGCUGGGGUCGUUCCUGAUCUGGUUCGGGGCGUUGUUGGCGUUGCCCGUGUGCUAUAACUACAUCAUCGAGUGUUUCCUGAACAACCCCGUGGAGGCGUCAGUGUCGCUGAAUGCGUACCGGAUUUCGUUCGGCCUGAUGUCAGUGUUUAUCGUGACGCAGUGGCAGGAGGCGAUGGGCGUGGGCUGGAUGUGGGGACUGGGAGCAUUCCUCAUCGUGUUUGUGGAUCUCAUCAUGGCCGUCAUCAUUUUCAAGGGACAUCUGGUGCGUCAGUGGACGGCGACAGUGAGUCGGUCGAUUGCCGUGACGGAGGAUGGGGCGACCAUCAGUGGGAAACGGGGAAGUGUAUAA